Messenger RNA from Chaetura pelagica (chimney swift), 799 nucleotides. RefSeq names its product apolipoprotein D (gene APOD). Lineage: Eukaryota; Metazoa; Chordata; Aves; Apodiformes; Apodidae. The transcript is spliced from 5 exons. Gene Ontology annotation, molecular function: cholesterol binding. Gene Ontology annotation, biological process: brain development; lipid transport; tissue regeneration. The record is from RefSeq and is a predicted model, not a curated record. The coding region runs from base 114 to 683 and encodes 189 amino acids.
AGCUCACCACAGAGCUGUUCCUUGCAGCCCUGCUCCUCUGCAGAGCAUCACUCCACCUCUCAGCUGUUUUCCUCCUUCCCAGGUCCGUUUCCCACCCGCACCCCGGUGCAGCCAUGCUGGGCACAGCAGUGCGGCUCUUGAUCCUGCUCAGCUUCCUGGGCUUUGGGAAAGGCCAGAUGUUUCACAUGGGAUCAUGCCCAGAUCCACCGGUACAAGAAGACUUUGAUAUCCACAAGUAUUUGGGGAUAUGGUACGAGAUAGAGAAGCUGCCCUCAGGUUUUGAGAAAGGAAGCUGCAUCCACGCAAACUACUCGCUGAAGGAGAAUGGGAAGUUCAAGGUGAUCAACAAGGAGCUACUUUCCAGUGGCAAAGUCAAUGAAGUCGAAGGAGAAAUCAUGCACAUGGAUGUCAAGGAGCCAGCCAAGCUGGGGGUCCGCUUUAACUGGUUCAUGCCUUCUGCUCCUUACUGGGUCAUCUCCACUGACUAUGAAAACUAUUCACUGGUUUACUCCUGCACCAACAUCCUCUGGCUCUUCCACAUGGACUAUGCCUGGAUUUUAUCAAGAGCUCCUGACAUGCACCCAGAAACUGUGGAGCACCUGAAGAGUGUUCUCCAGUCCUACAAGAUUGACACUGAGAAAAUGAUGCCCGUGGAUCAACUUAACUGCCCUCCUGAGAUGUAACUCUUGGCACACAACGAGACAGCACCAGACCAGCAGUGAACUUUGUUGCUUUCUUUAUUAUCCAUUAGAAUUUCUCUUUGUAACAUAGAAAUGUAAUAUUUCCUUUGCUAACAGUA